Messenger RNA from Trichosurus vulpecula (common brushtail), 5445 nucleotides. RefSeq names its product activator of transcription and developmental regulator AUTS2 (gene AUTS2). The record is from RefSeq and is a predicted model, not a curated record. Lineage: Eukaryota; Metazoa; Chordata; Mammalia; Diprotodontia; Phalangeridae. The transcript is spliced from 19 exons. Bases 1 to 3831 code for a protein of 1276 amino acids.
AUGGAUGGCCCGACUCGCUGCCUCGGGCUCCGGAAAAAGCGCAGGUCUCGGUCCCAGCGCGAUAGGGAGCGGCGCUCCAGGGCCGCCGGAUUGGGGGGCGCCGGGGCGCCCGCGGCUCCCGGGGCCGGGGCCGGAGGAGGGGGCGGCGGCGGAGGGGCUCCGAGCCGGACCCGGGCGCCGCCACCGCCGCCGCCGUCCGUCGCCUCGUCGUCGGGCUCCGAGAAGGAAGACAAUGGGAAGCCCCCAGCCUCCGCGCCGCCGUCCCGACCCCGGCCCCCGCGGAGGAAGAGGAGGGAGUCCACGUCGGCCGAAGAAGACAUCAUCGAUGGAUUUGCCAUGACCAGCUUUGUCACUUUUGAAGCUCUGGAGAAGGAUGUCGCACUUAAGCCUCAGGAACGAGUGGAAAGACGCCAAAACCCCCUAGCCAAGAAGAAACGAGAAGCCCUCACCAAUGGGCUGUCCUACCACUCCAAGAAGAAUCGACUGAAUCAUCACCACCACUACAGCUCAGACCGAGAAAACGACCGGAACCUCUGCCAGCGUCUUGGGAAACGGAGAAAACUCCCCAAAGGACUGCGACAGCUCAAGCCUGGACAGAACAGUUGCCGAGACAGCGACAGUGAGAGCGCCAGCGGCGAAUCCAAGGGAUUCCACCGGACCAGCUCCAGGGAAAGACUUAGUGAUAGUUCAGCUCCUUCCAGCCUGGGGACCGGCUACUUUUGUGACAGUGACAGUGACCAGGAGGAGAAGGUUUCUGAUGCCAGCUCGGAGAAACUUUUCAACACUGCUGUAAACAAAGAUCCAGAGUUAGGCGUUGGCACGCUAACUGAAAAUGACACCCAGGAUGCAGGGCCCGUUGUCCCGAAGAUAUCGGGAUUAGAAAGGAGCCAGGAGAAGAGCCAGGACAGUUGCAAGGAGCCCAUCUUUGAGCCUGUGGUGCCUAAAGACCCCUGUCCUCAGGCAGCUCAGCCAGAGCCUCAGCUUCAGGCCCCAUCCCCAGGCCCGGGCCCUGUCCUGCUUCAGCGCUCAGAAGUUCUUCCUCAGCCGCCACCUCAGGCUCCUCAGCCACCACAGGCCCCUCCAGAAACCCAGCUACAGCCUCCCCCUCAGCCUCAAGUACAGCGGCCGGCCAGGCCACAGUCAUCCACCCAGACUGUUCACCAAAGCCUCCCCUCGGUGCAGCCGCACCCCUCAUCUCAGAACCUCUCCCAGCCGUUAUCUGCUUAUAACAGCAGCAGCCUAAGCCUCAACAGCUUGAGCAGUAGCAGAAGUAGUACGCCUGCGAAGAGUCAGCCCCCACAGUCUCACCUGUCCCACCAUCCCUCCGCCUCCCCCUUCCCCCUGUCUCUCCCCAGCCACAGCCCCCUCCACAGCUUCACACCCACCCUCCAGCCCCCUGCCCACUCUCAUCACCCCAAUAUGUUUGCCCCGCCCACGGCUUUGCCUCCUCCUCCUCCAUUGACAUCAGGGACUCUGCAGGUUCCUGGACACCCAGGAGGGAGCACUUACUCAGAGCAAGACCUCCUACGUCAGGAAUUGAACACACGUUUUCUGGCCUCUCAGAGUGCUGACCGCGGGGCAUCCCUCGGCCCUCCACCCUACCUGAGGACUGAGUUUCAUCAGCAUCAGCACCAGCACCAACACACGCACCAACACACGCACCAGCACACCUUCACGCCCUUCCCACACGCCAUCCCACCCACGGCCAUCAUGCCGACGCCAGCACCGCCCAUGUUUGACAAAUAUCCUACAAAAGUUGACCCCUUCUACCGUCACAGUCUGUUUCAUUCAUAUCCUCCUGCUGUCUCGGGCAUCCCCCCUAUGAUCCCACCUACUGGUCCCUUUGGGUCCCUUCAAGGAGCAUUUCAGCCUAAGACGUCCAAUCCUAUCGAUGUUGCUGCUCGACCUGGAACAGUUCCCCACACUCUCCUACAGAAAGACCCAAGGUUGACAGAUCCGUUCAGGCCAAUGUUAAGGAAACCAGGGAAAUGGUGUGCAAUGCACGUUCACAUCGCUUGGCAGAUUUACCACCAUCAACAGAAAGUCAAGAAACAGAUGCAAUCGGACCCACAUAAACUGGACUUCGGAUUGAAACCUGAAUUCCUGAGCCGCCCACCAGGUCCCAGUCUCUUCGGAGCCAUCCACCAUCCCCAUGACCUGGCACGACCGUCCACUUUGUUCUCCGCUGCUGGUGCUGCACAUCCAGCCGGGACCCCUUUUGGGCCCCCACCCCAUCACAGCAACUUCCUCAACCCAGCUGCUCACUUAGAGCCUUUCAACAGGCCAACCACAUUCUCUGGUCUUGCGGCAGUGGGUGGCAAUGCCUUCGGGGGACUUGGAAACCCGUCAGUUACACCCAACUCAAUGUUCGGCCACAAGGAUGGCCCCAGUGUGCAGACCUUUAGCAACCCUCACGAACCCUGGAACCGGCUUCACCGGACGCCUCCAUCGUUCCCGACCCCUCCGCCCUGGCUGAAGCCGGGGGAGCUGGACCGCAGCUCGUCCGCAGUAGCUCAUGACAGAGAUAGAGAUGUAGAUAAACGAGAUUCAUCCGUUAGUAAAGAUGACAAAGAAAGGGAGGGCAUUGAGAAGCGACACCCCAGCCACCCUUCACCAGCACCUGUCCUCCCAGUGAACUCCCUGGGACACCCCCGCAGCUCCGCUGAACAGAUGAGGAGUCAUUUGAGCACCGAGGUUCGCGAGAAAGACAAACCCAAAGAGAGAGAGAGGGAACACUCCGAAUCCCGGAAAGACAUGAAUGCCGAAGAGCACCAGGUGAAGGACAGCCACCUUCCCGAGAAGGAUACCCACGGACAUGAUGGCAGAACUGCAGUGGAUGAGUCCAAGCAGAUGUCCAGGGUCCCGUCUCCGUAUGCUAGGGCCCCCGUGGUGGAGAGCACCAGGCCCAACAGCACCUCGAGCCGAGAGGCUGAGAGAAAGAGUGAGCCAGCCUAUGAGAACCCGAAAAAGAGUGGUGCUGAGGUCAAGGUGAAGGAGGAGCGGAAGGAAGACCACGAUGUGCCUCCAGAGGGACCUCAGACACACCGGUCAUCUGACCCUCCACCGCCGCCCAUCUCAACGACAUCCAACGUGCACCCAGGACCCUUGGUCUCCAUGCCCAUGACCGUGGGAGUGACCGGCAUCCAUCCCAUGAACAGUAUCAGCGGCCUGGACAGGACUCGUAUGAUGACUCCAUUCAUGGGGAUCAGCCCCAUUCCGGGAGGAGAACGGUUCCCGUACCCUUCUUUCCACUGGGACCCGAUACGGGAUCCACUGAGGGAUCCCUACAGAGAACUAGAUAUCCAUCGGAGAGAUCCACUGGGCAGGGACUUUCUGCUGAGAAAUGACCCCCUCCACCGUCUCUCCACACCCCGGUUGUACGAAGCUGACCGAUCGUUCAGGGACAGGGAGCCCCAUGACUAUAACCAUCACCACCACCAUCAUCACCACCCUCUCUCCGUGGACCCCAGAAGGGAGCACGAGAGGGGAGGCCACUUGGAUGAACGGGAACGGUUGCACAUGCUCAGAGAAGAUUAUGAGCAUGCCCGCCUCCACUCGGUCCAUCCCACCACCCUGGACGGCCAUCUCCCCCACCCCAGCUUAAUCACUCCAGGACUGCCCAGCAUGCACUAUCCCAGAAUCAGCCCCACCACGGGCCACCAGAACGGACUUCUUAACAAGACCCCUCCCACAGCAGCUCUGAGUGCACCUCCACCCCUCAUUUCCACGUUGGGGGGCCGUCCAGUCUCCCCGCGGAGGACUACUCCUCUGUCAACAGAGAUGAGGGAGCGGCCUCCUUCCCAUACUCUUAAAGACAUCGAAGCCCGGUAAGGAGAGAUGCAGAGCGAGAGAGAGAGAGGAAACUGUCCAUGAACGUACUGUUAGAUGGACAAACAGAACUCCUGCAUCUUUAACACGGACUGUGGAUGUGACAAGACCCUAAACCUCCGUCCCCCUGUAAAAAUGUAUAGACUUGAGUGCAAAGAUUUUGAAAUGUUUUUGUAUAUUCUAUGUUGAAAUUUUCCAGAUCUUUAGCCAAGUCAUAUGUUUUUGUGUCUCCUACUCUAUUUUGUUUCUCGUACAAAACUUUUUUGAUUUGAACCAAAAGGAAACAGUGGAGAUGACUCUAUAAACAAACACAAUUUUUUUUGGGGGGUGGGGGGGAAAACAACCGAACCUUUUGAAAAAAGUCAACAGAACCCACCGUACAAAGCUGUUUCAGACCAGAAGGGAAGGCCAUGUACAUAUUCAUGUAAAAAGAAGGCUUUGUAGGCUGACGGUUCAUAUAUGCAAAAGGGUGUGAUGAAAGCUUUACUUUGUACAAAUGUAAAUAGAUAAAAUUAAGUCACAUAAUACAUUAAUACUUCUUAAAAUGUGCUAUUUGCAAACUUAAUAUUGAUGAACAUGGUCGGCUUCCGCCAUGUUCCCAUAUAUUAUAGACAGCUAAACCCCUUCAACUAUGCAAUCAAUGUGAGGGCUUUUAACAGAAGCCUUUCGAACUCAAAGGAGCCUUUUCAAAUCCAUUUACAACAUACUUAAGGUCAUAUUUUCCCUGAACGAGCUCUUAAUGUGAUAUGACUUGUUUUCCUAGCUUUUGUUUUUUUUGUUUUUUUUUUUUUAAGCAGAGAAACAUCUUUCUUAGCAAGUUAGACCCCAGGCUCUGGAGACAUUCACCUGAAGUCAUUGUUUGUGGGCAUUUAAGAAAGUCCUGUCUCAUGUGUUGGGCCAUGGGGCAGCUGGUGACAGAGAGGAUGGGAUUUUCAGAUGCCAGAAUCUGGUGACGAACAUACUCUUGUGUCAGUCAAAUGCUAGAAAGUCCCAAGAUCUUGUUAACGUAAAUCAAAUAAUUCUGCAAACACACCUUCUCUUGUUGGGAACCAUGCUUCCCCCCUUCCCCCACCAGUGUAUCAUUUUCCCCUCUGUGCACAGUUUCUUUCUUUUUUUUUAAAUAAGGCAUUUAAUAACACCCAAACAAAUCCUGAAAGAAAGCUAAUAGUUUUCUAAGAUGAUGGAUAUGUUUUUACUGUGUUUGAUAGUUAAUGACUUGAAGAUGCAAAUUUCUCAUUGUGGUUCACUGUAUUUCAGUUGGUAAUAAAGUCUGGGAAGAGCCUAACAGGUCAGCCUUGUUGUAUGCAGACAUCAGAAGGCAACACAGGCUGGGUGAAAAUAUUUGUUUUAAGGUUUGCAUCCAUCCUCUGUCUCUUCAUAACACUUUUUAUAAUACAUUAAGCUUCUUGUCCACAUAUUUGGAGAGAAUAUGACUUUACUAUCAGAGAAAAUACAAUAUAUCUUGUCUACUGGACUGUAAAAUAUAUGUAUGAAAUAAAAUUAGUUCCAUUGGUCUUCUAGCGUAUUAAAGUGCUAUCUGAAGUUGUUAUCCUGUUUUUGCAAAAAACAAAAAACCAAAAAAAAGACAACAACCAAAAACCAAAAAAAAAAAAAAAA